AUGGUCAGCGCCAGGCUACUCCUCCAGGCCACCCUCGGGAGACCCAGGAUCCCCCUGUCCAAAUCAGCCGAUAGAACUGCAGCGCCGCUGCACAGGAGCGCUUCGUCCAAUGCACCCAGUAAGGGAACAUUCGUCGUCUACUCUCGGGACGGAGGACGCUUUGCGGUUCCUUUGGCAUACCUCAACACUUUCGUCUUCCGGAAGCUCCUCGAGAUGUCGGAAGAGGAGUUCGGAUUGCCCAGCGACGGCCCCAUCGUGAUGCCAUGCGAUGCGUCUCUCAUGGCUCAAGUCGUUGCGGCGCUCCGCAGACGGGCGCCUAGAGAGGCGGAGACGGCGCUUCUCGGCACAAUCGCCGGCGCCCGGUGCUCAUCCUCGUCCUCGCCCCCGCAAGACGUUGCUCGCCGGCCAUUGCUCGUCCCUGAUUUCUGA
Messenger RNA from Spirodela intermedia, 429 nucleotides. NCBI's taxonomy places the organism in Eukaryota, Viridiplantae, Streptophyta, Magnoliopsida, Alismatales, Araceae. The record is from the annotation of a GenBank genome assembly.